CUUGGGUCCAACCUUCAUGGACAAAAUGAGGUCUCUGCAGGAGCAUGAAGGUCAACAGAGAGAUAGAGUCUUUGACUCUGCAGGGACCGCUCUGUGCCGUAACGCGUCAGCAUCGGUGUUGCUGGCCUUAUUUGAUUGAUGUGCGACACGAAUAUAGGGAACGUCGGUGGCCGUCAGGAGGCACACGAACUUCAAGGGAUAUUGUGAGGCAUGUCGCUGUCUACAAUGUACAUUGGCACUGCAUGCAGAGGACUGACAUGAGUCUGCACGCAGCAGGGUAGAGUUGUGAGUACUAGUUAUAUGCAUUCGCGUUUUAUUCAUUGCAGCCGCGGAUCUUUGUUUGAUGGCCUGAAAGAAGUCAAGAUUGGCAGGCGUGCGAUGACAGAAAGGCAGAGUGCGGAGAUCUCGGGGUGCUAGCUGAAGAACAAUACCGCUGCGGGUGGGUAUGUCGGCAAAUGGGGCACUGACAGAGGCAGAACGAAAACAAUUGGCUUGCAAUAGCUUGGAUUAGGGUGCAAUGAGUAGACCAAUGGCAGCGCGAGCCGAGGCGUAGUGGAGCGGCUAUGUGAUUGGUCGAUCGUGUUCAUUGUCGCCGGAAAAGGAAAACGGAUGCUAGGCAACGCUCGACGUUUUUGUCCCAGCAUGUCAGGUGAAAAACAAAUUUCGAACUCAGGCAGCAAAAAUGACUCUCUGGCUCAGCUCCGGCUGUCUUGUCUUCUUUCCUUUCCACCGCCACCAUCCCCGUCCUCCCCUCUCUCUCUUUUCCUCGCUUCAAAUUACAUAUAUAAGUCUUUUGUAAAGACUACAGUCGUUCCUUCACCCUCUUCCCUUCGCCUUAUCGUAUCCUCUGGUAGAGAUGUUCUUCGCCACUUCUCUUUCUGCAGGCCUCCUGCUCGCCUCAUCUGCCUUUGCUGCCAUGCAUGAUGUUCAAGUCGGAAACUCCAACGGGGACACCGUCUUCACUCCCGAAGCAAUUUUUGCGGACGUUGGAGACCAAGUUAUUUUCCACUUCCAGCAGAAAAACCACUCCGUGACUCAGUCAUCGUUCCCUGCACCAUGCGGUCCCGUGGAUGGUGGCUUCAGCUCAGGAUUCCACCCUGUUCCUGCGAAUCAAACUGACAACUUUGACACCUACACCAUCGUGGUCAACGACACCAAGCCUAUCUGGGUACACUGCGAGCAAGCGGCAAACACACCUCUCAGUCACUGUGGCAAGGGAAUGGUCUUCGCCGUCAACUGUGGUCCCGACGGUGCCCAGAACUCCUUCACGAACUUUAAGAACUCCGCUCUUGCUAUUGGAGCACAAUUGCAGUCCGCUGCUUCGUCUGCUUCAUCUGCCGCUCCCACUGCUACUGAUGCUCCCAUUGUAACUGGCUCCAUCACCAUCCCACCUGCACCCACUCAAUCGGUCGUUACCGUCACUGUCACUGUCGAGGCAUCUACAUGGACCACCACUUACUCAUCGUAUCCUGGCUCACCUGCCGCGACCCCAGCGUCUCUUGCUGGCACAGAUCACAAGGUCACUGUAGGCAGCAGCAACGGUACGCUCACCUACGACCCGCCUUCCGUCCAGGCUGCUCCCCGUGACACUGUUACCUUCGAGUUCCACCAGAAGAACCACACUGUUACUCAGUCAACCUUCGAUCAGCCCUGCAACAAGAAAGCUGACGGUUUCGACUCUGGAUUCAUGUUCGUUGACGCGAACGUCACCGAGUUCCCGACCUUCACCGUCACCGUCAACGACACCGCUCCCAUCUGGGCCUACUGUCGUCAACACCUUCCCGACGGUUCUUCUCACUGUGGUCUUGGCAUGGUCUUCGCCAUUAACCCCGUGGAGAGCUCUCCUCGCAACUUCACUGCAUUCAAGACUCUCGCUCAAGCUCUUAAUGGUACCAACUCUACUGGUGCUACUUCCACAGGCGGCAACUCUAGCACUGGAGGUGACGCCGGCAAUGGUGAUAACAGCGCCGCUAGCAGCGUCGCUACCAACGUUGCACUUGGAUUGGGUUCGAUAUUCGCUGUCGUCGCUGCUCUGCUUUGAGUCUAAACGACAGCAUUGUUCCUUUUUCCUUGGUGGUUUUUCAUGAUGCGGAGCUUUAGAUGGGUUGCGCGCAUACUGUAUGUCUCGCUUUCUUUGGUGUGGAUGGGGUACACCAAGAUAAAUCCCGUCGUGCUUUUCUCAUGGUUCAUGGUUCUGCUUCUUUUACGAACUUCAUGCUGGCCCUUGCUUUUUUCUUUGGCUACUGUCUUGAUGACAUGACAUUUUCCUUUUGCUCUUCAUUAGAUCUUUUUUGGACUUUACGAAGCUGCGCUCGUGUUGUAGUGUGUGCGUGUAUUCCACCCCCCCUCAUACUUACAGUCCUUUCUUGCGGACCUUGUACCGUACCUUACUAGUUAAACAACCAAUUAUUGAGGGAGAGAUAAAACCCACGUAUCACCCUGCGUGCCGUGUUACUAUCAGUCCUUUGCCCUCUGCCCAACCUGUCUGUUGUAGUCAACGUUCUGUGGGUAAUUGUCAUGGAUGUUUGGCAGAUUGUUGCUCGUAGCAGCAUUGUUCGACAUUCAACGUGACAGGCUAGCGCUGUCUUGACGUCUCCAUGCGCUUUGAGACCGCGUUGUUAGGUUGCUUAUUGGUGGAUUCAGGGUUCUCGUUAUUCUCGUUCACACGCUUCGCACAGUACGCCGUACAAAAAGCUUUGGAAGAACAACGGAGGUGAACUGAGGGUUGUGAAAUUUCUCUCAUUGUUA
Messenger RNA from Somion occarium, 2748 nucleotides. NCBI's taxonomy places the organism in Eukaryota, Fungi, Basidiomycota, Agaricomycetes, Polyporales, Cerrenaceae. The record is from the annotation of a GenBank genome assembly.